Messenger RNA from Symbiodinium necroappetens, 855 nucleotides. Lineage: Eukaryota; Dinophyceae; Suessiales; Symbiodiniaceae. The record is from the annotation of a GenBank genome assembly.
AUGAGAUUUCCGGAGCUGGUGCAUGGUGCUGGGACUGCGGCGUGGCAUUGCCUGCGCUCGGUCCAGGCCGCCCGAAAGACUUAUGCCGUACUUCAGAGAUCAACAUGUGCAUCCCGGAUGUGGCCUCCACCAGUCGUGGCGGAUCCUUCGCCGAAGAAGAUGGGCACGCCUCCGCCACCCUCGCCCAUGCCCAGUGCAGCUUGCAUGCUGCGAGUGCAAGGAGGUGCACGGGCUGCUGGGAGUGAUUUCCGGCCAGAUGUAGGAUUAGAAGCAGCAGUUGAAGUCAACUGUGUGGAGGUUUCUCCUCUAGAGGAGACGCUGAGGCAAGCACAGGUGCCGUUCAUUUUGAUGAUCCGAAACCUCCUUCCAUUGCUCCCAUCGCAAGCAUCAUUGCAGGGCCGUCGGGUACUUCUAAACCUCGUCCUUGUCGGACAUAGCCACGGAGGUGUGAUUGCUCAUAGCAUGGCGCAGUGCCUUGAGUCUGCCGGCUUUCUCGUGAAGGGUAUUUUGGCUGCGGACACUCUCGCGCUGCCUCGCAAGACAGAGAUGCCCUUGCCUCGCUUCGACCCGCAGGCACUCGCUCGGCACCGGUCUCCGUACCACUGGCAUCUGUCGUCACCGAAGGUUAACGUGAUGGCCCCGGAAGUGCCGCCCCUUCGAAGGAUACUUCCAAGCAGAGCCGAGUUGCUGGUUGGUGGAGCUGUCUUCCCACCCAAGCACUUGAAGGACGUCGACCAUACCCGUAUUCUGCAGCAAAGCCCCUGGGAUGUGGCAGCCGUGGUAUCCAGGACCUUCAGGAGGCGUUCCGGCCAGCCGAAUGAUCGACGUCAUGUGGCCAUGGCUUUCCCGAUCUGA